AUGAGCACGACUGCCCUGAUCCCCGCCCCGGCUCAUACGCUCGCGGAUUCAAUGUUGUCCCGACACUUUGGCAAAGAGACGGUUAAUUACUUCUCCAGUUCUCCAAUCAAUCGUCUAUCUUUCUUGCGCUCCGACCACCCGUUCCUGUCCAGUGCUCUAAAGCACCCUUCGACCCGAUUUGUACUGUUGAACAACCUAGCGCCCUUGACUCCGUCACCGUCGCAGCUAUACUAUGCCAAGUAUGACGAUGUACGCAAGCUUGUUCCCCAGGAUAUCUUCGAUAAAUCCGAGGAAGACAUGAUCAAGAACUAUGACUCGCGCAAGACACACCCGACCCUUAUAUUCCUCGGACUGGACGAGAGUCACAAGGAAGGGGGUCUGACGUACAAGAUCUACUCUGGCACGCCGUAUUUUGCAGUCGACGUGACCCCCAAGGGACCUGAAGAGCAGCAGACUGCAGCGAAGGAUAUAAUCGCUGCCAUGGAGGCGAAGGGACUGUCAUUCUUCCAAACACGAGUUGUCAUGUCCUUCUCCGCAGAUGAAGCUGCUAUCUAUGCACAAGCACGUGCGCUGAUGGACUGGAACACUCGCAACACCUUCUGUGGUACAUGCGGCCACCGUACUUUGGCCGUGAAUGCAGGAACCAAGCGUGCCUGUCCACCGACGGAUGUUGCACUAGGAAUUGAGGGCAAGUUGGAAGAGCGGCCGGAGUGCAAUACCCGCACUACGCUGUCAAACCUUUCCUUCCCCCGUACCGAUCCGACUAUCAUUGUUGCGGUGGUCUCCGCUGAUGGCAAGCGGGUCCUCCUCGGGCGCUCCAAGCGCUUCCCGCCAGGGUGGUAUUCCACCUUGGCUGGAUUCAUCGAGCCAGCGGAGUCAAUCGAGGAUGCCGUGCGGAGAGAGGUGUGGGAAGAAUCCGGCGUCACUUUGUCCCGCGUUGUUAUCCACUCCUCGCAGCCUUGGCCGUAUCCGGCCAAUUUGAUGAUUGGUGCUAUUGCCCAGGUCAGUGACCCCGCUCACGAGACCAUCUCUUUACUGCAUGACCCUGAGUUGGAGGAUGCGCGGUGGUUUGAAAUUGAGGAGGUGCAAGAGGCGCUGCGCAUUGGUACAAGUGACUUGAGUGGUCCGGCUGGUCCAGAAUACAAGGGCGGUUUGCGAUUGCCCCCUCCUACGGCUAUUGCCAAUCAGUUGAUUCAGGCUGCUGUCAGCGCAGAGUAUUUUGCGGCAGAUAAGCAGUCUAAGAUGUAA
Molecule: messenger RNA, 1248 nt
Organism: Penicillium roqueforti
Lineage: Eukaryota; Fungi; Ascomycota; Eurotiomycetes; Eurotiales; Aspergillaceae
Product: NAD(+) diphosphatase
Exons: 3
Coding region: 1-1248 (415 amino acids)
Biological process (GO): NADP+ catabolic process; NAD+ catabolic process
Cellular component (GO): cytosol
Molecular function (GO): metal ion binding; NADH pyrophosphatase activity
Source: RefSeq, a predicted model, not a curated record